Cooperia oncophora is the source of this 537-nucleotide messenger RNA. The record is from the annotation of a GenBank genome assembly. Lineage: Eukaryota; Metazoa; Nematoda; Chromadorea; Rhabditida; Trichostrongylidae.
AUGGGUCUGAUUAACCGUCGUCGUUACUGGUAUGUUGUCGAUAAUGUUUCACCUUAUUUUUACUGGUACAAAGACCACGACUCACUGAAAUGUGACGGACGUAUACCAUUAGCUUGUAUGGCAUUGACUUAUGAUCCUCGCGAAACUGGUCGAUUUCACAUACUAUCUGGUAAUGACAACUUCCUGCUGGAAUGUUCGUCUAAUCGUGUACGAGAUGAGUGGAUGCAAGUUCUGCAAGCGGCGCGCUUACGAAGUGUUAGAGGGCUGAAGGAAGAUGGCGUGGUACACGCAAAAGAUGACGUUGAAACAACGUUUGAUGCACCAAGCUCUACAUUUUACUUGACCACAAACGGAGAACUGAAUGAGCACAGUAUGGCAAUGCCCAAGCCAGUAGUUUCGCCAGAAGCUGUCAUAGGCCGCAUACUGGAGAAGACCAAUGAACACCUUGUUGCACCGAAGCGUGCGCUUGAAGGCGUGAGGCGAAGUAUACGUUUGAAGAAGGACUGUGAAGUGUGUAAGCAGGUAGGGUUUUGUUAA